UCGGGCGGAGGCAGCGGGGGAAGAUGGCGGCGUCCGUUCCGCAGCGGGCCUGGACGGUGGAGCAGCUGCGCAGCGAGCAGCUGCCCAAGAAGGACAUCAUCAAGUUUCUCCAAGACCACGGCUCAGAUUCGUUUCUUGCAGAACAUAAGUUACUAGGAAACAUUAAAAAUGUGGCCAAGACAGCUAACAAGGACCAUCUGGUUACAGCCUAUAAUCAUCUCUUUGAAAGCCAGCGCUUCAAGGGGACUGAAAGUGUUAGUAAAGUGUCUGAACAGGUGAAGAAUGUGAAGCUUAGUGAAGAUAAACCCAAAGAUACCAAGUCUGAAGAGACUCUGGAUGAGGGCCCACCAAAAUACACAAAAUCUAUUCUUAAAAAAGGAGAUAAAACCAACUUCCCCAAAAAGGGAGAUGUUGUUCAUUGCUGGUAUACAGGAACACUACAAGAUGGAACUGUUUUUGAUACUAAUAUUCAGACAAGUUCAAAGAAGAAGAAAAGUGCCAAGCCUUUAAGUUUUAAAGUUGGAACAGGCAAAGUUAUCAGAGGAUGGGAUGAAGCACUCUUGACAAUGAGUAAAGGAGAAAAGGCUCGACUGGAAAUUGAACCAGAAUGGGCUUAUGGGAAAAAAGGACAGCCCGAUGCCAAAAUUCCACCAAAUGCAAAACUCAUUUUUGAAGUGGAAUUAGUGGAUAUUGAUUGAAUUUUAAGUGCUUCAGUUCUAAAAGCAUCAGCAACAACAGUAAAACAAGCCUUGAAGAAGACUAUGUAACUAGAGUUUACUGUUUUAAGGAAAACUGGAGAACUCAAGAAGUUAGAACUUGAUCCCCAACUUUUAAAAAAUUCCCUUAUAAAUCCCAUAAGUAAAAUAUUUUACUACAGCUGUGUAAAAUAUUAGUUAAGAACUGCAUUUCUUUUACCUCAUGAUCAAUAAAAAUGUAUCUGCUA
This is a messenger RNA of Suncus etruscus (white-toothed pygmy shrew), 943 nucleotides long. RefSeq names its product FKBP prolyl isomerase 3 (gene FKBP3). NCBI's taxonomy places the organism in Eukaryota, Metazoa, Chordata, Mammalia, Eulipotyphla, Soricidae. Bases 24 to 698 code for a protein of 224 amino acids. The transcript is spliced from 7 exons. Gene Ontology annotation, molecular function: peptidyl-prolyl cis-trans isomerase activity. The record is from RefSeq and is a predicted model, not a curated record.